CCUCCGUCCAUCCAGCGGGCCCUCAUUGCUCGCCAAUUUAUCCGCGGCCGCACCCCGCAAUUGCUGCACGCCGGAAAGCGAAGUCGCAAUUGCCGCAAAAGGAUUGCCGGGCCUUACACCGACCAACUGGCCUCUUCUUGCAAUAACAGCAAAUCUAUCCUCAAUUUAUUCCGCCAAUAUGUCGAUUGCUCGCGCCGUCACCAAGCGCAUCAAACGGCCAGAUGCGCCUAAUGCCUCCUCCACGCUGUCGCCACCAGCCCGAAGCCAGAGUGUAAAGAGCCCUGGCUUGCAAAUUGACCGCUCCAAAAUCUCCUCUCCUGUGGCUUUGAUCUCCACGACCAACAUGCUGAGCUACAACGCGCCCGAUAUUGCAACCCUCCGAAAGACUUCCUCUUCGACUGCUUCGACUCAUUCUGCCGACGACUCAGACCACAGCAUCUCGACGCGGUCAAGAGCCUCCUCGCACGCGUCGCGAGAGACUCUGACCGAUGCUUCCUCUGUGAACUCGUCGCCGACCUCACCGGCACCGAAUCAUCUCUCUGGAUACUUCGCCUCAGCCAACAAGACCGCACGCAAGUCGGCGUCUGCAGGUAACCUACGCAAAUCAGCGUCGUCAAGCAACCUCCAGCAACUAAAGGAAGAUGUAGAGGAAGCCGUGCCUGCCAUUCCCGAAAGGGCCCUCUCGCACAGCAAGCGCGCCCACGAACGGCUCGCCCAGAAGCGGUCCCUGCAGAGCAUGUCGCGGCACAGCUCGGUGCACUCGACGCACUCCCACUCGAGCCGGAUGUCUCGCGAGCACCGGACAUCGCUCGACAUGUUCAAGGCCACCAUUCAAGAGGAGACUCAUCCAUUUGGGAAAGAGUUGGAGCAGCUCAACGAGGUCGCCGAGGAGUUCGGUGGUGCUGUUCGCGAUGCAGAAAUGGAGGCUGAUCUCGCCAUCAUCCGUGAGAGGUGCCUCGCAAUGUUCUGCGCAGCGGAUUACCUCGCCGAAAUCCAGCCGCUCUUCGCCAACAGGUUCGGCACCGUCCAAGCCCCCGCACCACUAGCUUGGAUAUAAGUCCUUCGCCCUCACACCGAGACCGGUUCUCUCCUAUCUGGUUCUUGUCUACCCCAUCCUUUUUGUCGACUCUCUACAGCUUCGAUAUACCUUAGACGACUACCACCCACCAUUUGGCUUGUACAUAUUCCCCCAUUUCUAUUCUCGCAUUCCUUGUGGCACCAUAAUUCCUAUUCUUUUUCCUACUUAUCA
Trematosphaeria pertusa is the source of this 1249-nucleotide messenger RNA. RefSeq lists its product as uncharacterized. NCBI's taxonomy places the organism in Eukaryota, Fungi, Ascomycota, Dothideomycetes, Pleosporales, Trematosphaeriaceae. The record is from RefSeq and is a predicted model, not a curated record. The coding region runs from base 179 to 1057 and encodes 292 amino acids. The transcript has a single exon.